Diachasmimorpha longicaudata is the source of this 2652-nucleotide messenger RNA. RefSeq names its product nucleolar complex protein 3 homolog (gene Noc3). The coding region runs from base 145 to 2580 and encodes 811 amino acids. The record is from RefSeq and is a predicted model, not a curated record. Gene Ontology annotation, cellular component: nucleolus. The transcript has 4 exons. Gene Ontology annotation, molecular function: chromatin binding. Lineage: Eukaryota; Metazoa; Arthropoda; Insecta; Hymenoptera; Braconidae. Gene Ontology annotation, biological process: DNA replication initiation.
UCAUACCGUAUAUGAGCUGGGUCAGAAAUAUGUCGCUAUCCUCUGACCACGUGUAGUGCCAAUCAGAAGUAUAAAUAAUAACAAAAACUAUCGCCGAAACGACAUAAAAAAUCUAACAUCAUAGUCUGAUCAACAUUUGCAGAAAUGCAAAAACCAAAGAGUAAAAAAUUGAAGAUCAGCAGCGUGAAGAGGAACAACCAGAAGAGAAAUAAGUUAACCAAACAAGGGAAACUUAAAGUACGAAGAAAUCGAAGUAAAUUGACACAACCGGUCAAGAAACAUGCCGAAAAACACGAGGAACCCGUUGAAAAUGAGGAGAGCAGUGAUCAGGGUGAGGAUUUACUGGAGAUGGUGGAAAAAGAUGACUUGAAAUUUUUGCAGUCAGCCAUUUCCCAAAAAUCGUACAACCUGUUGCGAAAAAUAAGGUUAUCAGACGAGAGUAAUGGAGAAUUCAACUCCCGGAGAAGUAAAAAAUUGAAACGUAAAUUGAAGAAUGAUAAUAACGAUGAUGGCCUUGAAAACGUUUAUGAAGAAAGGAUAUUGAGUGCAACUGAACAGGAGGAGGGAAAAAAGAUUCGUGUGCUGUUGCCUGUGAAGACUAAGGAAGGUGUCGUGAAGAACCGUAUUGUGGAAGAAAAUGAUGACAGUGAUGGAGCAGAACAACAAAAUGAUUCAGAAAUUAAAACAGAAAGUAAUGCAGAAGAUGAUGAUGUCAACAGUGACGAUGAACCAGGAGAAUUUGAGGUUACAUCGGUGGAUGACGUGAAUGCCAAGGAUAAAGUAACGACUGUCGAACUUUUAGCUUGCCGGGAGGAAAUACUAAAAUCUCGCAAGUUCAAAAUUGGAAUUUUAUCCAGCACUCUACUGGAGAAUCCCCAGGGAAAAGUCCAGAACUUUAAGGUUCUUCUAGAUUUUCUGGACGAGAGUAAUCCUGAAGUCUGCAUUACUGUCAAGAAAUUAACAAUAGUAUCACUUCUGGAGGUAUUUAGAGAUCUGCUGCCAGCCUAUUGCAUUAAUUCUGCAGGUAGAGAUGAUGGAAUUAGGUACAAAAAGGAAACUCUUGAAUUGAAAAACUACGAGGAAGUACUUCUUCGUAGCUACAAGAAUUAUCUCCAAAAAUUAGAGAAAAUGGCUGGAGUAUUGAGAAGAAAAAGAGGAGAUACAAGAGCACUGGAUAGUUUUCAGAUUGAACUCGCUCAGCUUGCUGUCACCAGUCUGUGCCAGUUGCUGACUACACAUCCGUAUUUCAAUUAUUCAGUCAAUAUAGCUAGUUUCUUAGUUCCACUGUUGGACAAUAAACGUGAGAAAAUCCGAGAGACAAUUUUUCAAUGUUUCAAACAGAUAUUUACGGAUGAUAAACGCGGAGAAAUUUCCCUGGUUGUGGUGAGAAAAUUAAAUCAGUACAUAAAACAGCACGAGCAAACCGCUAACAGUGAAAUUAUUUCGGUUUUAUUAUUCCUGAAAAUCAAAGACGUCAAUUUGGAUGCAGAGAGGAAAGAGGAAAAUAAGCAAAAAAAAUUAUCCAAUUAUAAACAAAGAGUGCUGGCGCUAAGCAAAAGAGAGAGAAAGAAGAAUAAAAAACUGGUUGAAAUUGAAAAAGAAAUGUUGGAGACACAGGCCACUGAGAGCAAACUCAAGAAAAACAAAAUUCUUACUGAAAUAACAAGCAUUGUGUUCACAAUUUACUUCAGAAUUCUCAAACGAACGCCCAACAAAAAAAUUCUGUCAGCUUGUCUCGAGGGUCUGGCUAAAUUUGCUGCCUGCAUUAACCUAGAAUUUUACCAAGAUCUCGUUAACGUCAUAAAUUCCUUGAUGAAGGACGACAAUCUCGGACAGCGAGAGCAACUUCACUGUAUUCAAACUGUCUUCACAAUUCUCUCUGGCCAAGCAUCAACUCUGAAUAUCGAUCCCUACGUUUUUUACGUUCAUCUUUACAAACAGUUGUUCAAUGUACACGCUGGAAGGACUCACGACAAUUGUUCCAUUCUCGUCAAUAUUCUUCUUCAAGUAUUGAUUGAUAGGAGAAAAAAUGUUUCACAGAAUAGAUUAAUUGCAUUUGCUAAAAGAGUCAUGACUAUUGCUCUGCAAAUGCAGCAUCACGGUACACUUGGACUCCUUGGUAUUAUCAAAUCAAUUAUGCAGCUUGAUAAAAAUGCUGAUCUUCUAUUGGAUACCGACAAUAAUUCUGGAGAUGGAUUUUAUCAACCUGAUUUAGACGAACCUGAAUAUUGUAAUGCACAUCGUAGUGCUCUUUGGGAAUUGAUUCCUCUUCAGAGACAUUAUCACAGCAUUGUUCAGAAGAUGUCACGAUAUAUCGCCUGUCGUGUGCCAGCAACCGGAGAAGGAACUUUGCCAGUGGAAAUUUUAAAACAGCGUCCAUCAGAGUUGUAUGAGAACUACGACUGUAGUGGUGUGAUUUUUAAACCUGCAGUUCAGGUCCCAAAGAAAUCUUCUGUUUCGAAGGUUAUUAAAAAUUGGGAAUGCUCCAAUGGUGAAUUUGAAGAAUACGUUAAAUCAGUGAAGUCGAGGAGUGCCUCGACGACACGAGAAUUCAUCGACUUUUCUGCAGAGAUUUUGUAAAUGAUUUGGACAUUAAAAAUUUAUAAUUACUUUAGAAAAUAAUAAUACUAAUGAAAUGAAUUAUUGCAUUUG